This is a messenger RNA of Vollenhovia emeryi, 2453 nucleotides long. Its product is annotated as UDP-glucuronosyltransferase 1-7C-like. Gene Ontology annotation, molecular function: UDP-glycosyltransferase activity. Bases 719 to 2194 code for a protein of 491 amino acids. NCBI's taxonomy places the organism in Eukaryota, Metazoa, Arthropoda, Insecta, Hymenoptera, Formicidae. The record is from RefSeq and is a predicted model, not a curated record. The transcript has 5 exons.
CGCACACACUCGCAGAUGCAUGUAUUUGGAUCCGACAAUUUUCAUUCUCGCCGGAGUCAAACGUACAACUUGGAAGUUGGCCGUAUUGCCCUUCGGCUGAAGAUAAGCCACCAAUACAGGAGAGAAAAGUGGCGAUAAGAUGAAAGGCGGAUUCGUGGUCGUGCAGCCGGCGGGAAACGCCGGGCGCAGGGCGAGGGCGAGCGGGUCCACGCAAUCCACGCUGACGCGCGUGGACGCCUCGCGGAUGUUCUGCGUUCGGAUACGAGUUAUUCAUACGCCGCGCCGACGGCCGCGGACGUAAGAGCCUCUCCGGAGCCCCGAGUCCUCGCUGGGCGUGACGCGAGCCUGCUGGGAGAAGACGAUUCCUGCGUCGAAGGCUGCAAUCCGGGGGCUUGACGCGAUCGGCGAUUCGUGUCGCGUGCCAAUGAUCGACGCGCAUUGAUAUAAAAAUUUCUGUCGUCCGUACGCGCAGAGCGGACGAAUCCGGACGUCGAAGGGUGAUCGGAGGUUCUGUGCCCACUCUGCGAAACACCAGGCCGAGUGUAGUCUUUACCAAGAAAUUUGAAAGCAUAUGAUUGCCUAAAUAGAAAACGCACGCCACUUUUGUGCAAUAUUGGACCAACAAUCUAGUCGAAUAUCAGGCGUCACUUUUACAAAUUUUAUUAAUCCUAUCCAAACGGAAAUUACGACCAAGAUUUUCUUGCGCCUCGACGCAAUUAUGUUGACGCUAGUUGGCUUGUACGCGUGCUUUUAUUUAUUGCGGUUCGCGAGCAGCUCUACUUUGGUAGCGCCGCCUCUGUCGGCUCUGGUAGUCGCGUUUGAGAGCGUUUAUGACCUAUCACUGUUGGCCAAUACUCUGUCGGAUCAGGGGAUCGACACGACGUUGAUUAUACCAACGUAUGCAGCUAACGAUCUUUAUAACAAACUGAUAGACGUUGAGGUAUUGCACCUCGACGUCGAUAAAUCGUUGCGUACGGACAAACGCGCAUUGGAGACGUGCGACAAUCUCUUCGGGGACAAGGAGAUACUGAAGAAAGUACAAGAGUUUCAACCCACGUUCACUAUAUUUCCAGCGUUAAGACACGAUGGCUGCUUGCUUCCAUUUGCGAAGCACAUUGGAUCCACUCCGGUAAUCUGGAUGCAGAACUCGGAUGAGGAACUCUACGUAUUCGAGUGCACUAGAGUUGCUCUGCCGGUUCAUAACGGCGGAUUCUGGUCAAGGCUCUCGACAAGUUUCUCGGGGAGGACCAUAUUUUCCGCUGCUAAGAACGAUUAUCUGAUUCCCGCUCUACGACUAGUGGCCAAACAUCUACCGGACGUCAACGUCGAUCUGGAGCACCUCUACUCGGAUGUUCGACUGGUGCUCUGGGGAGGCGACGCAGUGUUACGUUCCGACUUUGCAUCUUUAACGGAGCUACUCGUGGAGGUUGGCUGCCAUCACUGCAGAGGCGCACAUCCCUUACCCGAGAAGCUGCAAAAGUCAUUAGUCGAAUAUAGGACGGGCACCGUCGUUGCUCUUUUAGAAGAGACUUAUGUGACGUUGAUACAAGAGCUGGCAAAGAAAUUGCCUCAAGGCAGGGAAGGUCAAGCUGUCGUCUGGAGGAGUAAGAGCGAUUCAGCUGUUGCCUCGCCGGAAAAUCUUUUCAUCGAUGAGCACGUCGACCGGCAAGAUCUCAUAGGUUAUAGCCGAACCCGAGUGGUGUUGAGUCAUUGUACCGAUGUGGAAUUCCUGGAAGCUGCCUUUCACAGGGCACCCUUGAUAUGUCUGCCGAGGGACGUUGACGAGUCUCGCAACGCGGCUCGCGCGAUCGAGUUGGGUUUCGCGCGCACCAUGGAGGCCGCGAACGACCACGCCUCGGCUGUGGAGCUCGCGCAGAUAGUGCACGAGAUCCACGAGACGGUGGCUUAUCGCGAAAACGCACGGAAGGUCUCUGUGGCGAUGCGCGACAGAUUGAACCCGCCCUCCGACAGGCUUGUCUAUUGGUUGGGCUACGUCGCGAGGACGAGGGACGACACCGAGAAAUUCCAUAAGCCGAAAAGUCAGGCGAGCACACUCACGGAGGACAUUCGGUUCUUCGUUGGCCUUCUGGUGGGUGUGAUCUGCGGGAUCGUUUGUACGGGCAGCGCGGUUGUCGCACGUUAUCUUAUGAAGGCUAACAAAGUGCAAACAACGAAGGGACGAUACACGCAGUGAGCGUGCUUCAUUGAGACUCGAUAUACGCAUGCAUGGACAUUUCCGUAUAUGUAUAUUUAUAUAAAUGCACGUAGAAUACAGGUACAUACGAAUACAAAGGUUUUACGAACUAGGAUUUAUCUCAUAGUUAGCGAAGAGACAAUUUUGCUAUUACUAUUAUUAUUACGAGAACACCUUCUCAUAAUUUGACUGAAGAGACUACGAGUCUAAUGAAGUGUGAUGUAUUAUCGUGAAGAAAAUAAAUUACAGUUUGUCAAUA